Molecule: messenger RNA, 3040 nt
Organism: Vespa velutina
Lineage: Eukaryota; Metazoa; Arthropoda; Insecta; Hymenoptera; Vespidae
Product: ribokinase-like
Exons: 9
Coding region: 317-1405 (362 amino acids)
Biological process (GO): D-ribose metabolic process
Molecular function (GO): ribokinase activity
Source: RefSeq, a predicted model, not a curated record
AUAUAAAAAAUCUAUUUUAGACAACUUUUUUUUUAUAAAUAUAAGUCCGUUAAAGUAAAACUUUUUUUAUAGAUAGGUUAGGUUAGAUGAAGUCACGAGUAUGAUCGUAUUUAUUUUUUGGUUUAUUUAAUUCAUUAAUUAAUAUAAUAUUUUUUGAUAGAGAAAAACAGAAUUAGGUACAAAGGUUUUCUACAGUUGUUCCGUGAAAGUAAAGACAUUUCGUAUAAUAAUCUCGUUCAAGACGUUUUCAAAGUUUAAUUCAUCGAAAAACGGUAACAUUAAUAUCUUUAAUUAUCAAAAUAAUUUUGUGAAAAUAAUGAGUACGAAUAUAGUUGUCCUUGGUUCAUGUAUGAUAGACUUUACUUGCUAUGCAUCUCGCUUACCAAAACCUGGAGAGACAAUAUUUGGUAGCGAAUUUAAAAUAAAAUAUGGUGGGAAGGGUGCUAAUCAAUGUGUGAGUGCUGCUAAACUUGGUGCAACAACGACGCUUAUUGGAUCAUUGGGUAACGACAAUUAUGCAAAAACUUAUUUGGAUAUAUUGAAAAAGGAAAAUGUAGAUACUGCGUAUAUUCAAAUACAAAAGGAUAAACAAAGUGGAAUAGCUCAUAUUACAGUUGCUAGUAACGGAGAAAAUAGUAUAGUGGUCGUACCAGGAGCUAAUGACCUUUUAAGCGUUGAUCAAGUUAUAUAUUCUGCCGAUUUAAUUAAAAAUGCCACGGUGUUACUAUGUCAAUUUGAAUCACCAUUAGACGCUACUUUGCAAGCUUUACGAAUCCAUAAGGGCCAUGGGCUUUCAAUUGUGAAUGGUUCACCGGCCGUAGAGAAUAUCCAUCCAGAGAUUUUCGAAUUGUGCGACAUAUUUUGUAUUAACGAGACCGAGGCUGAAUUAAUAACAGGAGUACAACCACUGAUGUUAUCGAAUGCGCAAAAUGCAAUCGACAUUUUAUUUUCUAAAGGCUGUAAUAUGGUUAUACUUACUCUUGGAUCUUUAGGCGCCGUUUAUGCUUCUAAAGAGAACAGAAAGAUAACUCAAAUCUCAACAACAAAAGUCGAUCCUAUUGAUACUACUGGAGCAGGAGACGCAUUUCUGGGUAGUCUAAGCUACUUUAAAGCGUAUCAUCCUCAUUUGUCGACGAAGGAAUGCAUUAGCAGAGCUUGCAAGAUCGCUACAGAGACGGUAUUAAAAAUUGAACCGAACCGAAGCAAGGUUCGACGAGCGCAUCGACUCGUACGAGAGGCAUUUUCUUUCUCUCUCAUUCACUCUUCUCUCUCUCUCUCUCUCUCUUUCUCUCUAUUUCUUUCUCUCUUUUCUCUCCCUCUCUCUCUCUCUCUCUCUCUUUCUGGACCCAUUGGCGAGGGGGAUCUCUACGUAUUUCGAAGACUAUCAAUCAUUGGUAACCUGUAAAGGAUCUAAUUAUCCUGGAGCUGACUGGGCUCUCCGUUCGGUGCACCCGCCACCGCUCGUCUUGUCCACCCUUUCCAACCCCCUCUGGCCCUUCCUGGUGGUGGUGCCGGCGUCAGCCCACCCUCCUCCCGAUCUCUUCCGCUACCAAAACCCUCUUUUUCGCUCUAACAGCCACCCUUUUCCGCGAGAGAUGGGUGGAAGGAAAAAGAGUGAGUGAGAGGGAGAGGGAGAGGGAGAGGGAGAGAGAGAGAGAGAGAGAGAGAGAAAGAGAGAGAGAGAAAGAGAGAGUGCUCGGUCGUUGGAAGGGACGAAGAGGAAGACUAGGACGAGGAAGAGGAUGAGGAGGAUGAGGAGGAUGAAGAAGAGGAGGAAGAGGAGAUCGGUGUGUAAAGCGGGUACAAGCGUGUGUACGUGUAAGCGUGUUCGAGCGCGCGUUCGUUUGUAUGUGUAUAUUUGUAUGUCUCUCUUUCUCUCUCUCUCUCUCUCUUUCUCUUUCUCUGUAUAUAUAUGUAUGUAUGUGUAUGUGUGUGUAUGUGUGUAUGCGUAAGAGCUCAAAGAGUGCUCCCGCCUCGACAGAGGCUGCUGGUGUCGGUGAGCCGGUACUUUUUUUCGUACGCGCUGUUGUACGUCCGUGUGGGCGCGCACGAGCCCAGGUGUAUAAUAGUGGAGAGCGAGAGCGAGGGCGAGAGAGAAGAGAGAGAGAGAGAGAGAGAGAGAGAGAGAAAAAGAGAAAGAGAGAGAAAAAGAGAGCGAAAGAGACAGACAGACGGAGUAAGGGAGAGGAACGAGAGAGGAAAAAAGAAAGAGAUAGGUUGGGUAGUUGGUUAGGUGGCCCGGUCGAUAUAUCAGGGCUCCGCUGCUGCAGCUGUCUGUCAGGCUCGCGAACUCGGCGCUAGACGACGAGCUCGGGGUCUAGAGAAAAAAGCGCUUUGCUCUCUCUUUCUCUUUCUCUCUCUCUUUCUCUCUUUUUCUCUCUUUCGCUCUUUCUCUUUUUCUCUCUUUCUCUCUUUCUCUCUCUCUCUCUCUCUCUCUCUCUCUCUCUCUCUCUCUUUUUCGCUUUCUCCCUUCCAUGCGCUCCUUCCUGCUUCUCUCUCUCUUUCUCCCUCCCACCCCUGCUUCCGUGGGGUAAUUUUUCAUCGUUGCAGCGGACGACAGAAGCGCCGCGACGGCGGAGGCGGCGUUCUCGCGCGUCUAUACGCGCGUGUACGUGUGUUUAUAUAUGUGUGUAAGUACGUAGCUCCAUAUUUUUUUUUCUCCCUCUUUCUAUUUCUCUCUUUCUCUCUCUCUCUCUCUCUUUCUUUUUUUUUCUCUUUCUUUUUCUCUCUUUCUCUCUCUUUCUUUUUCUCUCUCUCUCUCUCUCUCUCUCUCUUUCUCUUUCUUUUUCUCUCUUUCUCUUUCUCUUUCUAUGCGCGCGCGUGCACAAUUUGACACGCGCGCAAAUAGUUUGUGUGUUCAUGCGCGUGCACUUGUGUGUACACGCUCGUAAAGGACAUCCGCGAAAGAUACGCUUCGGGCGAGGGGUGUGUCGAGUCGAGUAACCGAUGCACAGAUACGAAAAACUUGUCGCAUAACCUUGCGAAAGUUAAAAAAUUUCCUUAUCAAACGUAUUACACCCCAUUUUCUACUCCGUGUAGA